Molecule: messenger RNA, 462 nt
Organism: Penicillium alfredii
Lineage: Eukaryota; Fungi; Ascomycota; Eurotiomycetes; Eurotiales; Aspergillaceae
Product: DUF3237 domain-containing protein
Exons: 3
Coding region: 1-462 (153 amino acids)
Source: RefSeq, a predicted model, not a curated record
AUGGAAACUCUCCUGCCGCCACCCACUUUGACACCCCUUUUCACCCUCCGGUGUGCGGUUGAGCCGCCCAUCGAGAUCGGCCAUGGCCCCUACGGUCGGCGGCGCUGUAUUCCAAUCAUGUCGGGCUCAGUGGGCGGGAACUAUAUCAACGGCGAGGGGAUGCCCGGAGGUGCUGAUUUCAUGUUGGUGGAGAAUAAUCAAACAGUCCAUGUGGAUACAAACUACGUGAUCAAGAGUGAUGACGGGGCUUUUCUGUACAUCCGCGGGCCCCCGGAAGUGCUGCAGGCCUUGAUGGAAGGCGGACCUGUCGACUCCAGCCAGUAUUGGUUCCAUCUCCAUGUAAAGAUCGAGACAGGUCACGAUAAGUACAAGUGGAUGAACAACCGGGUAAUUGUUGGUCGGGCGACCAGAACCACAGGAGAAGUCGCUUAUGACGCAUAUUUUUUGAACAAUGACCCUUAG